CAUGUAAGUGCAUGUUCACAAUCCCCCACAAACAGCAGCUGGACUCACAAACUCAGUUAAAUCUAAACCUGGUUAAUAUCCGUCGUUUGGGGGACAUUGUUGAAUAAACUACAGAAUCUGACACGUGACAAGAGGACAAGGAGACACAACGAGGAGGACACGAAGCAGCACCUGCUGUGUGGGACACUUUACACAAACGUCAACAGUGUUUUUGUCCCUCGACGUUAAAAAGUAGUUGUCUGCCAUGUGACCCGUCAGCCGAGACAGAAUGUCAGCCGGCAUGUGGAGCCUGUUGACCGGUAAGCGACACCACCCUUCCUCGGUGUCGCCCAACUGAACCGCAACACGUCGGCUUCUUUCCUCCGGUUCUUCUUCUUCCCUUCUUUUUCCAAUUUAGUCUUCAGUUAAGUUACCGGUGAACCGGGAGUUUCUGAGCAACAUGCGCUCCUUAGCGGGACUGGGGGCCCUUGUGGCGGCUGCAAGUUUCUUCCUCUACCUGCUGUCCACUCAUCUUCCCCCGGGACCGACGCGCGUCCAGCCGGACUCCGAGGGGGAGGACGAGGGGGUCCAGGAGUACAGGCUGAAGUUCCCGUCGGACCUGGAUGAGCUGCGGGAGCUCGCAGAGAUGCUCAAGUUUUAUAAAAGAGAACAUCACAGCUACGUCCUGCUGCUGUUCUGCAGCGCCUACCUCUACAAGCAGUCCUUCGCCAUACCCGGCUCCUCCUUUCUGAACAUGUUAGCCGGUGCGAUAUUUGGGCCGUGGGAGGGUCUGGCGUUGGCGUGCCUGCUCACCACUCUGGGCUCCACAUUCUGCUUCCUGCUCUCCUCUACAUUUGGAAAGCAGCACGUGGUUCGGUUCUUCCCAGAGAAGGUGGCUCUGCUGCAGAGGAAGGUUGAAGAAAAUCGUAGCAGUUUGUUCUUCUUCCUCCUUUUCCUGCGUUUCUUCCCUAUGACUCCUAACUGGUUCCUUAACAUCACCUGUCCCGUCCUGAACAUCCCUAUGCCCAUCUUCUUCUUCUCUGUGUUAAUAGGUUUGAUGCCAUACAACUUCAUCUGUGUUCGCACGGGCUCCAUCCUCUCCGAGAUCUCCUCCCUGGAUGAUAUCUUCUCCUGGGGGACGCUGGCUCAGCUCCUCGCCAUCGCCCUCAUGGCUCUCCUCCCUGGAGCGCUGAUCAAACAGUACAGCGAAGGUCACCUCAACAUGGCCGGCAUGGACAGUAACGGACCCAGCCAGGCUGCUAUCAAGCAGGACCGGAAGAGACGAUGAUUCUGGGACAAAAGAGGGACACAACAUCGUGCCAGAAGACAUGGAACAAAACUCUCCACCGGUCAGCAUGUGACCUCUGGAGCUCUGUAAGGUCACACCAAAGGCUCAAAGAUCUAAAGUUUUAUGAAAUUCCUUAGAUUUACAUUAAUUAAACCAGGUCUUAAAGUUGAGGCCCUAUUAGUUGACACCCUCAGGACAACACUGUGAUGAGGGUGUCACAGUAAUACAACAGCUUAAAAAUAAACACAAUCACUUUGAUUGUCUUGAUGUGAGACAUUAAACAUGUGACUUGUAAAGCCCCUGAACACCCACACAGAGUAGUCCUCUUCUCAGGACUGUGUGGGCGCUUAUAGUCAUUGAUUGACUUCUCCCCCGACUCCUCUUGGUGUGUUGCGCCUGUUAGGGCGGGACAAAUUCCACCUUUAGAUAAAGAUUUAUGACCUAAUGAUCUCUCAUCACAGCUCCAGCCCACAUUGAACCUGAGCAGAGGUCUGAUCAGCCAGGAUAACUGAAGACACCUGUGUGGGUGUUCAGAGGCUUGUGGAAUAGUUAUUACUCUCUGUGAUCUCAGUGACAGUCAUCCCAGACGACCAAUUACUGCCGAUCAGGCAAUAACCGAUGUUUGUUUCUCGGCCCACCAUCAGUUGUCCAGAGUAUUGUGCCAAUACAUCACGAGAGCCUUAAAAGUCAUUUGCUCUGUGCAUUACAGUAAGAUCAGACAGCGUCUCCUCUCCUCAUGUUUACUCUCCUACUGCUGCACAUUUGCAGCCGUUAUGGAAUUCCAGGAAUUGCAUGGAAAACCUUUUUUUUUGUUGUUGCACAUAUGGACUUUUAAACGUUUAAGAAUGAGUCUCUGUCAUUUCCUAAAGCACUCACACACGUGUCUUAAUGUCGCUGUGGCUGCAUUCACAGAUGAGUUUCACAGCAGCUGUGAUCCUCUCAUGCUCCUCUCCUGAUCCUCUCAACAAAGAAAAGACAUCACCACAUUUUAGCACCAACAUGCUGUAAAUUGGUGCUUUUUUUACCGUCAGUUUCUGUGCAGCUCCACGAACAGACGUUGCUCAAGAUGCCCUGAGGGAGUUCACUAACUACCUCACUUCUUCACUAAACUCAGACAGUGCAGGGUUUUACUGUAUGUAUGUAGAUACUGUGUGGAUGUAUGUGUUGCAGUGGAAGUUAGCAUUCAUAGGCCUGAUCCUUUCAUCUUGCAAAAGAUGGAUGAGUUACUCUUUCAUAGGAUUUCAUUUGGAGCCAUCGCUCCUGUGAAUAUGCAACCUGUAAUAUGUGGCGUUGCACUUUAUGUUUGUUGAUAAACAGAUAAACUGCUUGGAAUUAUGUAUUUAUUUUUAAUCAGUAUUUUGCAGUUUGUAAAGGAUUAAAUUGUAUCAGAAAACAUGA
Molecule: messenger RNA, 2665 nt
Organism: Cottoperca gobio
Lineage: Eukaryota; Metazoa; Chordata; Actinopteri; Perciformes; Bovichtidae
Product: transmembrane protein 41A-B-like
Exons: 5
Coding region: 440-1267 (275 amino acids)
Source: RefSeq, a predicted model, not a curated record